Molecule: messenger RNA, 1917 nt
Organism: Arabidopsis arenosa
Lineage: Eukaryota; Viridiplantae; Streptophyta; Magnoliopsida; Brassicales; Brassicaceae
Source: the annotation of a GenBank genome assembly
CAAAACUCUCACAAAGACAAAGAUUUUCUCUUCUUCUCUUUUCUCUCUUCCUCUCUCUCUCUCUGGAAGCUGAAAGGUAACAACAAUGGAGAACCCUCCGGAUCAAACAGAGUCAAAGGAGAUUCUUCAACAACAACCCAUUAGAAGAAGAAGAACAAAGGGUGGUCUUCUCACUAUGCCCUUCAUCAUUGCAAACGAGGGGUUCGAGAAAGUGGCGAGCUAUGGAUUGUUACAGAACAUGAUUCUUUAUCUGAUGAGUGAUUACAGAUUGGGACUUGUUAAAGGACAAACUGUCUUGUUCAUGUGGGUUGCUGCUACUAAUUUCAUGCCUCUCGUUGGAGCUUUUCUCUCAGAUUCAUAUUUGGGUCGCUUUCUCACCAUUGCCAUUGCUUCUCUCUCCAGUCUCCUGGGGAUGGUGGUUCUAUGGCUAACUGCAAUGUUACCGCAAGUGAAGCCAUCACCGUGUGUAGCAACAGCCGGAAACAGCUGCAGUUCCGCGACAUCUUCCCAAUUGGCUCUUUUGUAUACCGCAUUCGCACUUAUAUCGAUUGGAUCAGGCGGAAUCAGGCCAUGUUCUUUAGCCUUUGGUGCUGAUCAAUUGGACAACAAAGAGAAUCCUAAGAACGAGAGAGUUCUUGAGAGCUUUUUCGGUUGGUACUAUGCUUCUUCAUCGGUUGCUGUCUUGAUUGCUUUCACAGUCAUUGUUUACAUUCAAGAUCAUCUAGGAUGGAAAAUCGGGUUUGGAAUACCCGCGAUUCUCAUGCUGUUCGCUGGUAUCUUGUUUGUUUUGGCCUCUCCUCUCUACGUUAAACGCAAUGUGAGCAAGAGUCUGUUCACUGGUUUAGCUCAAGUGGUUGCUGCAGCUUACGUGAACCGGAACUUAACUUUGCCGGAUCAUCAUGACUCCAGAGAUCGUUAUUAUCGUUUGAAAGAUUCUGAACUCAAAGCUCCAAGUGACAAGUUGAGGUUUCUAAACAAAGCUUGUGCCAUAAGCAACCGCGAGGAAGACCUUGGUUCUGAUGGUUUGGCCUUAAACCCAUGGAGGCUCUGCACAACGGACCAAGUCGAGGAACUCAAGGCCUUAGUCAAAGUGAUACCGGUAUGGUCCACGGGGAUAAUGAUGUCGAUAAACGUUAGCCAGAACUCGUUUCAGUUGCUUCAAGCUAAAUCAAUGGACAGACGUUUAAGCAGUGAUUCGACCUUCCAAAUCCCUGCUGGAUCGUUCGGUAUGUUCACAAUCAUAGCCUUAAUCUCAUGGGUUGUUCUGUACGACCGCGCAAUCCUCCCUUUAGCUUCAAAGAUCCGAGGCAGACCAGUUAGGGUUAAUGUCAAGAUCCGAAUGGGAUUAGGGCUAUUCAUAUCAUUCUUAGCAAUGACGGUUUCCGCAACUGUUGAACAUUACAGAAGGAAAACCGCGAUAAGCCAAGGACUCGCAAAUGAUGCCAACUCAACAGUGAACAUCUCAGCAAUGUGGCUUGUACCGCAGUAUGUACUACACGGUUUAGCAGAGGCCUUAACCGGGAUAGGACAGACCGAGUUUUUCUAUACUGAGUUUCCUAAAAGCAUGUCUAGUAUCGCAGCUUCGCUGUUCGGUCUAGGAAUGGCAGUGGCUAAUAUAUUGGCUAGUGUGAUCCUCAAUGCGGUCAAGAAUAGCUCAAAGAAGGGCAACGUUAGCUGGAUUGAAGAUAAUAUCAACAAGGGUCACUACGACUAUUACUAUUGGAUUUUAGCGAUCUUGAGCUUCGUUAAUGUCAUCUACUACGUUGUGUGUAGCUGGUCGUAUGGUCCUACGGUGGAUCAGGUGAGGAAUGAUAAGGUCAAUGGUAUGAGAGAAGAAGAAGAUGAAGUUAUUAAAAUAUUAAACUAAGAUCAAUUGGUUGAUCACAAAAUGGUGUGUUAUAAAAUCUAUAUAUUUGU